UGCCGUGUUGUUUAUAUAUAUAUAUAUAUAUAUUAAUGACUUGUUCCUGAGGAUAAACAAACAAUUUCCCAUGUUUGACGAGCUUGAUCCUCUGCAAGCCAAUUACCUCUUGUCCCAAGUUUCUGCGACUCGGUCUCCCUCCCUCUCUCUCUCUCUCUCUCAUUCAUUUGUUCUUCCAUUCCUCUGCAUUUCCCUGGGAAAAGGCGAACAAGUUCGAAGAUUUUGCAGUUCUUGAGAUUGAAUUGCUCUGCUCUGCUGGGUCAGUGGUAAAUCAACCACUUGCACGGAGUUCGUUUUCCCAAUCUUUCUCUUCUCCGACAGGAAGUCGUGGUUUACAUUCGAGGCGUGGCAGCCGGUGGCGGUGUGCAUUAGGGGAGAUCGAGGAUGGUGGAGGAUUUUAUUACGAGAGCCCUCUUGAUGAUUCUGGGUUAUGCCUACCCAGCAUUUCAGUGUUUUAAGGCGCUGGAGAGACACAGGGCCAACAACGAUGAACUCCGGUUCUGGUGUCAGUACUGGAUAAUCAUGGCUCUCCUCACAAUCUUGGAAAGAGUUGCAGAUGUUAUCAUUUCCUGGCUUCCGAUGUACGGUGAACUGAAGCUCGCAUUCAUCAUCUACCUGUGGUACCCAAAGACGAAGGGGACAGGCUACAUAUACGAGGCCAUGUUACGGCCCUUCAUGACGAAUCACGAGACAGACCUCGAGAAGAAGCUACCCGAAUGGAGGGCCAAAGCCUGGGACUUGGCCAUUUUCUACUGGCAGAACUGCUCCGACUUGGGGCAGUCGGCAAUCUUCCAGGUCUUCGAGUACAUGGCCGGUCAGUCCGGGAAGUACUCCAAGUCUAGCAGUAAGAAAAGCAGCAAGAAGAGCUUGAGCCCGCCCCCGCCGCCUCCAAAUGACACUCCCACAUUCUACAAGCCGGGCAAGAACAUGAAACAUUCCCAGCCAUCGAGCAACAGCUCCACUUCUUCAUACCGAUCAACAUCAGAGACACCAAAGUCCAACCUUGUACAGGUGCAGCUCGAUGCAAAAACAGAAUACGUACAAUUUGUCGAUGACGCAAUGGAAAAUCUCAGCGGACCUGGCAGCGGCCCUAACUAUGAUAUUCCUGGUUCCCAUUCAAGCAAUAACAGGCUACACUUUCCUCGACUUAAGCUUAGGCACUCAAAAGCAUAGGAGCGAGGAUUGAAGAACAAACAAACAUUUGUACAAAAAAGCGAAUAGUUCGAAUUCUUCCCUGGAUUACCCAAGUAAUUAGAUUGAUUUCUUUUGUUUCUUGAUCAUCCUAUGUAAAGAUUGUUCCUAUUUUCUUACGGAAAAGUGGCAUUCAUUUAUGAACAUCAGAGGCUUCUGUA
Punica granatum (pomegranate) is the source of this 1352-nucleotide messenger RNA. The record is from RefSeq and is a predicted model, not a curated record. Lineage: Eukaryota; Viridiplantae; Streptophyta; Magnoliopsida; Myrtales; Lythraceae.